Phytophthora infestans T30-4 is the source of this 372-nucleotide messenger RNA. RefSeq lists its product as uncharacterized. The transcript has 4 exons. Bases 1 to 372 code for a protein of 123 amino acids. The record is from RefSeq and is a predicted model, not a curated record. NCBI's taxonomy places the organism in Eukaryota, Oomycota, Peronosporomycetes, Peronosporales, Peronosporaceae.
AUGCAGCAAACGGUCAGAGAUCUACAGUGGCGCACAAGGGAAAAUGACAAAGAUCACUUACAUUUCUCUCGCUUGAGCCGCGUGUGGUGCUUUGUCAUCUGGAAGCUGGAGAAGCUCCAGCAGCGAUUGGCUCCGUCAGCGGCGACGUUGGUGGCGGUGAGAGCGCAGGCGGCGAUGGCAGCAGCGAUUGGCUCCGUCAGCGGCGACGUUGGUGGCGGUGAGAGCGCAGGCGGCGAUGGCUGCAGCGAUGAAAACCUGAUGCAAUUCAGGCCACUGCAGCGCAAGAAACAAAGCGUCAACGAAAAGCUCAGUACCGCAACGGGACCUCCGAUGAAGCUUGAACCUGACGUGAAGAGACGCAAAACCAGCUAA